Molecule: messenger RNA, 2091 nt
Organism: Penicillium concentricum
Lineage: Eukaryota; Fungi; Ascomycota; Eurotiomycetes; Eurotiales; Aspergillaceae
Product: fungal specific transcription factor domain-containing protein
Exons: 7
Coding region: 1-2091 (696 amino acids)
Biological process (GO): DNA-templated transcription; regulation of DNA-templated transcription
Molecular function (GO): DNA binding; DNA-binding transcription factor activity, RNA polymerase II-specific; zinc ion binding
Source: RefSeq, a predicted model, not a curated record
AUGUCUGCGGUGAAAUGCGAUCGCCAGGAUCCUUGUAUGAACUGCACCGACGCAGGCGCAGACUGUCUUCGCAAUCGCCAGGCACGCGUUCAUAGACCGCGGGUUUCUCGAUUGGAAACAUUGACCCAAAGAUUGGCGAAGCUAGAAGAAUCAAGAACUAAAGAGGCAACAUACUUUCCAGCAAGUCAUCAUGCAGUUAGCAGCACAUCGUCGUCGCCUUCGGCCAACUUCACAAGUAUUAGCGAAGUGCUCAAUGACAAACAGAAGCGGUAUCGAACAUAUGACCUCCAUGAUACGGCUCCCCUGCAGCCACCACUAAGCAAGCAUCGCAAGUCUCAGACUGUCUCACAACAACAUGCUCACCAGGCACAUUCUCCUGGAUCAACACACCAUGCCAGCGAGGCUAGAGAAUAUAUCGAGCAUGAGCUCCAAUGCAACCCAGCUCUGUCAAAAGAUAGACGCACUGCACUUGAGUCAGCGCGCAAGUUCGUCGGUCAGCUGUCCAAUCCGACUCUACAUUGGGAGGAGACUGCGGCUAUGCAUGAUAUGGAUGUUCAAGAAAAUCUAGAACCCCCUACCCUCACACCGGAAUUGCUCUACAUGAUGCUACCUGGACCCGAUAAGAAAACAAACUCCCAGGGAAUAAUCAACUGGCCUGAUCACAUCUCCGACAGAGUUCUAGAGCAAAUGGGGCUUGCAAUUAUCGAGGGCACAGAAUGUGAGCAAGUGCUCCAGUAUUACCGAAUCAAUGUUUGGGUAAAGGCCAUGGGUUGUAUAUCAAAAAUGGCCCCUCUGGUUCCAAGCAAGCCUUUGAGAGAUCAUUUCCGGUCACUCAAAAAGAGAUAUGAAGCCUCUGCCAUCGAAAUUUUGAAUCAAAUCCCGCUGGCAGCUGAACCUAGCCUUCUUUUACUGCAAUCGAUUAUGUCUGCAACCCGUUUGAUGCAAUAUUUAGGAAAUAUGACACGCUGUUGGAUGUUAACAGCACUAGCCUCGAGAAUGCUCGUUUCCUUGAACUACCACAACAUCACAGACACCAGCCCUCGAACCGAAAUAGAGGAAAACAUCCAUGCCUGUGUGUACACAUGCUAUUACUUUGACAAAACUCUCAGUCUGCUGCUCCUCCGACCGCCGUCUCUACCGGAUCUGAAAGUUAGACCAACGCAGUUAAUUCACCUCGACCCCGAUCUACCAACAACUACCAUGUUAACAGGCAUAGUCGAGUAUUCAGAGUUGAAGAGUGCUCUGCUGAACAUAUUGGUUGAUACCAAGACAAUAGGGGACACGGAGAAGGCCAAUAUACUGUCUGAUCUUGUGGCGCAGGCACACACAAUCCACUCCAAUAUGCAAAUGUUUCGUCGUCGCCAAGAACAGCAAUUCUCACAAUCAUGGAGCCAUCUCCGGCGCGAAUGGCUGUCAAUGGACUUCAACUACUACUCUAUUCUCACGACAAUCAUCCAAGCCCGCUCCUCGGUACUCAAGUCCCGCUUGGUCUGUGAGAACUGUCUAUACACAGCCCGGGAAUCCCUUACCACUCUCCGAGCUUUACAGGAAGCAUUCUCAAACCGCAUCAAUUCCAUCGACUCAUAUCCAUACUUUCUUACCUGGACAAUGCUGCUAUUCCCGUUAGCACCGUUCUUUGUCCUGUUUUGCAAUGUGAUCGCAACAUCAAACGAGAGAGACUUCAAUAUGAUCAAAAAUAUCACCGACGACCUUCAUCAAUUUGCAGAAGCGAAUGUUUCGAUCGGCAAGCUGUACAAGCUAUUCUCCAAAUUCCUAGACCUGUGUGCGCCUUUGGUGAAAGGCAAUACCGAAUCUUCCCGCUCAGAACAACCAGCGGCUGCACUCCCUGAUGCGAACACGACUGGAAACACCGAUGGCCGGAUUACAUCCUACACAGAUAUAUUCGGCCGUGCUACCGAUCAGCCUUUGGUCAGUCUUCGGGAUACAGAUCCAACUGGAGGAGAUACCACUGCGCCACCGUCUGUGGAGGGAUGGAAUGACAGUCUUGUGUGGGAACUGUUCGAUAAUCAGCCCUCGUUGGGGUGGGCGGAGUCAGAACUAUGGAAUGUGAUGACGCAGUUUGAUGCCUGA